UGGCAGCCGUGCGCCGCAGCGCUCUGCAGCAGUGCCGGAGACAUCCGUGACACGAGAGUCUACAGUAAACACAGGGAGCCGCUGCCCAGAGAAACCAGCUGCUGAGCGACAAGCCGAGCUAAAAACGCACAGCUUUGUUGUUCUAGUGAUGUCCUUGUCCCACGUGGCCUAGUGGGACUGUAGCUGCCCCUUCCCCUUAUCCUGUCGCUGUUCCCCCCUGAAGACCUCCACCAACUCCACCUCCUUCCUCGUCCUCCACCUCCUCUUCCUCCCUCCAGCCGCCCCCUGUGAUGCCUCCCUUGUGCUGUGGCUACCUGUCACAGUACACCAAUCAUCACCUGGUUGCCUUCCUCCUCACCUUCUUUAGCUAUGUGUUGCUGCAUGCAUCACGGAAGACAUUCAGCAAUGUGAAAGUGAGCAUCUCGGCCCAGUGGACGCCGUCCACCCAGAUUGUCAAUGGGUCAACUUUCUCCCCUGGCGAGACAUGGGAGGACAAUCAUCUGUUUGCAGAUGAAAAGCAGGCCACUCUCUUCCUGGGAGCUCUGGACUCCAUCUUUCUCUUUUCAUACGCUGUGGGUCUGUAUUUGAGCGGUGUGAUCGGAGACAGAGUAAACCUGCGCUAUGUUCUCUGCUUCGGCCUGUGUGGCUCUGCUGCAGUGGGGUUUGUGUUCGGCACUCUGACAGAGUGGCUUCACAUCUACAACGUCUACCUGUACUGUGGCCUGUGGAUCCUGAACGGGCUGCUGCAGUCCGCCGUCUGGCCGUGUGUGGUGGCCGUCAUGGGCAACUGGUUCGGCAAGACGGGGCGAGGCUUUGUGUUUGGUCUGUGGAGUGCUUGUGCCUCUGUAGGCAACAUCCUGGGGGCUUUCUUAGCUUCUAGUGUGCUCAAGUAUGGAUACGAGUAUGCCUUCCUGGUGACAUCAGUGGUGCAGUUUGCUGGCGGGGUGAUUGUGUUCUUCGGCCUACUGACCUCCCCAAAAGAAGUCGGUUUAUGUAUGGAAUCCGAGACUGGCCUCAGCCCGGUAGAGACAGACACUGACAGCCACAAGCCUCUGAUGAGCGACGAGGAGGAUGAGGUGGAGGUCUAUGGCGCACGACACCAGCCGUCUCAGCAGCUUGAUGAGCCCGAAGAAGAGUCCCUUCCAGCUGUUGGCUUCUUCCAGGCCUUCUGUCUACCUGGAGUUUUACCUUAUUCGUUGUCUUAUGCGUGUCUGAAGCUGGUCAACUACUCCUUCUUCUUCUGGCUCCCUUUCUACCUGAGUAGCAAUUUCGGCUGGAAGGAGGCCGAGGCUGACCGCUUGUCUGUGUGGUACGAUGUCGGAGGAAUCAUCGGAGGAACAGUUCAGGGUCUGAUCUCUGACUGCAUGGGAAAGAGAGCCCCGGUGUUGGCGUUGAGUCUGGCAGUGGCGAUGGGAGCCCUGGUGGGAUACAGCCGUUCACCUAACGACCAGGUGAUAAAUGCCACACUGUUGGCCUUAACCGGCUUCUUCAUUGGCGGCCCAUCCAACAUCAUCAGCUCGGCCAUUUCUGCUGACCUGGGGAGACAGGAGGCUCUGAGGGGCAGUCAGCAGGCUCUGGCUACUGUUACUGGUAUAGUGGAUGGAACUGGAAGUAUGGGAGCUGCAGGGGGACAGUACCUGGUGUCCCUGAUCGAGAGCAAGCUGGGCUGGAUGUAUGUGUUUUACUUCUUCGUCGUCAUGACAGGGGGCAGCAUUGUGUUCAUCACUCCCUUGCUCCUCAACGAACUGCGCGCCAUGUGGAGGGACAGACGAGCGCUGCAACACCAGCUGUGAAACAUCAGUGUCUUCCGUCCGCAACGUUUCGACCAUUGGCGCCGACGGCCUGCUCAGAAACGGUUCUGUUUAGGUGAGUUGUGGGAUGUGAUAAGAUUUGGUGGAUGAAGUUUCUCAGUGGUGAACGUGACUGAGACUCACACCCACAACCACCAGCACACCGCGUAUGUGUGUGCACGUGUGUGUGUGUGUGUGUUUGUGCAAAUAUGAGUUUGAGCAGGCCUAGCGUCUUUGAGCACAACACUUGGUUUUUUCCACUCUGUAGAUAACAAAAAUGUAAAUGUACUAAGUGUCCAGCUGAGCCAAGCUUUAAAAGGGAACUCACCGUCUGUGGUUCCAGGCUUUGCUGAGCCAUCACAGAAUGUGCUUGUGUAUAUAUUUAAUGGUUGAAAUGGAUUUAAAUAUUUAUAAUGUACAUGCGAUGAAGUCAUUUGAAUUUUAAACCACAAGUUCUUAAUUUAAAAACGAGACCCUUCAAGACAAGUUUAGGGUCGGUACGGCUAAAAGAAUGUGAAUAAUAUUUGUAAUGUAGACAUUUAUUGUCAGAUUUUGUAGAUAUGUAUGAUAUUUAGUUUUUAGUUGAAACAAUGAAGAUUGCACUCUCAAGAUUCUCACGGAGACGAGAUGGAGUCCUAAAGGUUUUAGUGAACCACUUUUAUCUGGGUUUUUAGAAAUGUUCACCACAGAUAUUUGAUUUCUCCUGUGUACAGUUUUGUUUUAUUGGGGUAAAUAAGGAUACUGUCAAGAUUGGUCACGACGGGGACUGGUUCUCUUUAAAAUGUCACUUGUUUCUGUUACUAUUUUGAUGUAUCAUAAUAAAUCAUUUUAAACUCGCUGGUCAAUAUUUCUCACACACGCACACACACAGUAACAGAUUCUACUCUGCACUCAAUCUACCAUGUUUUUCUUAAAGGGAUAGGUCACCUAUAAAUGAAAAUGUCCCUCAUUUUUUCCAGAGGUACUGCUCCAUUUCUUCUGAUUUUACAACAGCAGUUGCUUGAUCAUUUACAUGUGGAUGUUUAUCUUCAUUACUUGGAUACUUCUGACUCACUGGAAGGAUGAUUCCUUUAUUCAAAGCAGUAAAAGAGACCAACAUUUUCCAACCACUAUGGUCAUUAGACAUAACAGGUAGUUUGCACCUAUGCGUGCCGUGCAUAUACAUGGAUCAUCAUCUCAACUGUUUUUAAGAGUGACAAGAGGAUGUAAUAUAAUCUGAUAUAAGUUACUGAUGCCAAACCUUCUAAAUGCUCUUAAUGCAAAGGAGCAGAAAAUGAGACUUGAACCUCUAGUGUCUCUGAACUUUAAAUGUCAUGGAAUGUACCUUUUAAAUGUGUCUGUGGUGUAUAUUUUUGUUUGUUGACUUUUCAAGUUUAAACCAAUGUAAAUGCAACGGUUGUAAAUAAACGCAAAUUACAUUUUUUGCAA
Messenger RNA from Pleuronectes platessa (European plaice), 3218 nucleotides. RefSeq names its product solute carrier family 37 member 3 (gene slc37a3). Bases 291 to 1793 code for a protein of 500 amino acids. Lineage: Eukaryota; Metazoa; Chordata; Actinopteri; Pleuronectiformes; Pleuronectidae. Gene Ontology annotation, cellular component: endoplasmic reticulum membrane. The record is from RefSeq and is a predicted model, not a curated record. Gene Ontology annotation, biological process: transmembrane transport. Gene Ontology annotation, molecular function: transmembrane transporter activity. The transcript has 14 exons.